AUGGCAUCACCGGCAUUGUUUACUGCCUCGCGCAGCCAGACACUAACCUACCUUUUAGCGGUCUGCCCCUUCUCUAUCGCCUUCCUAGUUUUCAUCAAUUCAUCCAUCUCUUUCGUGGUAACCAAUCUAAUCGGCCUCCAAGAGGGAGAAGGAAAUGCUGUGGGAAGUCUAGGCUUCGCGGAUGAACUUCUCGCGCUGGCCGCGUGCCCUCUUUGGGGUGUUCUCUCGGAUCGAAUCGGCGUUCGCCAUGUAUGUACUGCAGGCUAUGCCAUCGUAGCGCUGGCGCUAGUCCUUUUUGUACAAGCCACCAAUAUCUACCCCCAACUUCUACUGGGAAGAUUACUUUUCAGUAUCGGUGGUUCGGCCGUGUCGACCAUGGUCACGGCUGUUCUGCCAACUGUGACUGGCAAGGUCAAUGCUCAAGCAUACCGCGCAUCCGUUUCAUCGGAGUUGACCAUCACACCGGAGCGAGCCAGGACCGGCCACGCUGCCGCCGGUACCAGCGCAUCGCCAUCUGCCCGACUCUCCGGGUUCGUCGGCAUGUGUGCUGGUUGUGGUGCACUGGUAGCAGUGACCGUUUUCUUGCCUCUGGCAGCACGAUUUGAAAAAAUGGGAUUGUCUCCCGCACAGGCAAUCCAGCGCAGCUAUUAUUUGGUCGCUGCUGUAUCUCUUAUCAUCAGUUUUGUCUGCUUUAUUGGACUCCGCGAUCUGCCUGGGGAAAAAGGCAAAAGCUGGAGUGUGUUGUGGAAGUCUGAUACAUGUGAAGAUGACGAGGAUGAUGAUUCAUUCGCCCAGUGUCCAGUAUUGCCAUACUGGAAGCAGUUGACCACUGCCCUCACGCUGGGUUUCCACAACCGUAGCAUUGGUCUGGGCUACAUCGGUGGCUUCGUGGCGCGCGCUUCGUCGGUGGGGAUAUCGUUGUUCAUCCCACUCGCCGUGAACCACUACUAUCGGGAAUCGGGCCUCUGUAGCGAGGGGCAUGAACCCGUGUUCGGGUCUGGAAUGGGUGAUAUCAAGAAAGCGUGUCCGCGUGCAUAUAUUGUCGCCUCCAUACUGACCGGUGUAUCCCAACUCGUUGCAUUGAUAGCAGCACCCGCAUUUGGCUAUCUGACGGACAAAUCGCGACGAUACAAUUUCCCACUUUUGUUCGCUGCAUUGGUGGGAAUCAUUGGGUACAUGAUAUUUGCACUCUCUCCCAGUCCACAAUUUGAAAAGCCCGACGGUGGCCCGGGUAUAUUCGUUGUGAUGGCUCUGCUGGGAAUUAGCCAGAUUGGUGCAAUUGUUUGCAGCUUGGCUGUGUUGAGCAACGGAAUCCUGCGGGUCAGCAUUGACGACGAGACAUUAAGAAAAAUAUACGAAGAGCGACGUGCUCACGGGGACGAGAACGAACCGGACGAGGCCCAGUCUCUUCUGGGCGGGUCUGUGAAUCGGAGACUGGAGCAUCUGUCCCACUUGAAAGGCUCCAUUGCCGGUGUUUAUUCACUGUACGGUGGUGCGGGAAUCUUACUAUUGACGAAGGUGGGUGGGCUGUUAUUCGAUGUGUUGUCAUCGGGCACACCAUUCUACAUCAUGGCUGGGUUCAAUGGUAUCUUGCUUGUCACGGGCAUCAUUUGCGGGGGCAUGAAUCAUUUCAAAUCUGGAUAA
Messenger RNA from Penicillium soppii, 1644 nucleotides. RefSeq names its product putative MFS transporter. Gene Ontology annotation, biological process: transmembrane transport. The transcript is spliced from 2 exons. Lineage: Eukaryota; Fungi; Ascomycota; Eurotiomycetes; Eurotiales; Aspergillaceae. The coding region runs from base 1 to 1644 and encodes 547 amino acids. Gene Ontology annotation, molecular function: transmembrane transporter activity. The record is from RefSeq and is a predicted model, not a curated record.